Messenger RNA from Moneuplotes crassus, 349 nucleotides. The record is from the annotation of a GenBank genome assembly. Lineage: Eukaryota; Ciliophora; Spirotrichea; Euplotida; Euplotidae.
CAGGAACAUGAGUGACAGCAAGCCUGAAAAAUCUGUGAUGCAAGGAGACAAGAAGCUAGAUAUGGAUGAGGCACAAGACCUCUCCCAGUGGUGCAUGUGUCCAUCAGAAUUAAUUCAAGGUGAGUCCUAUAGCACUCUAUUGCAGAGAAUUUGCAAGUUGAGAUCCUCAGUAACAAAGGGGCCAGAAGCUGUAAAGCUGGCAGUGAAGGCUCCUCAUAUUGCUAGUGGACUCCUCAGGCUAAUUUGCUCCAAAUAUCCACAAAAAAUCAUUGAAAUUUUAGCUAAAAUUAAACAUUUUAUUCUGAAUACUUUCUUGAUUUUUGAAAUUUGCAGGAAUCAUAAAAUCUAA